AUGGGGUACAGAAAAUUCCAAAUAACCCUUGUUUCGGCCGAAAAUCUUCCAAACGUCCGUAGCUUCGGGCAGAUGAAAGUCUACGCCGAGGUGUCCAUCAACGGAGAUCCCAAAACAAGCAAGCGAACCACUGUGAACACGGACGGAGAGACAAACCCUAGAUGGAACUUCUCUCUCGAUUACACGAUUGAGGAGGCCUCUCUCAAGAAUCUGGGAUUGGUGGUUGUGGUGAAGCUCUACUGUGAGAGGACUCUGGGAGACAGGUAUAUCGGUGAGGUCAAGAUAUCGGUCAAGGGUCUCUUUGACUCCGGAUCUAGGUCUGAGAAUGAGCUGAGCUACAAUGUGGCUGGGGCCGGGGAUGGGAAGCUUAACAUUUUGUAUAGUUUUGGAAGCAUGUUUGAGGCGCCGAAGUCCUCGGUUUGGAAGAAGGUGCUCGAGGUUGGGCUCGCGGUGAUGAUAGAAGGGGUGGUGUUCCUCUUGACCGGAGACAUCGGUGAUUUGUAA
This is a messenger RNA of Salvia splendens (bonfire salvia), 504 nucleotides long. Its product is annotated as protein SRC2. The transcript has a single exon. NCBI's taxonomy places the organism in Eukaryota, Viridiplantae, Streptophyta, Magnoliopsida, Lamiales, Lamiaceae. Bases 1 to 504 code for a protein of 167 amino acids. The record is from RefSeq and is a predicted model, not a curated record. Gene Ontology annotation, biological process: defense response.